Messenger RNA from Clupea harengus (Atlantic herring), 1226 nucleotides. RefSeq names its product heat shock protein, alpha-crystallin-related, b9-like (gene hspb9l). The record is from RefSeq and is a predicted model, not a curated record. Gene Ontology annotation, biological process: response to heat; protein refolding. Gene Ontology annotation, cellular component: nucleus; cytoplasm. Lineage: Eukaryota; Metazoa; Chordata; Actinopteri; Clupeiformes; Clupeidae.
CAGACGCUCUCAAGAUGCUUUGCCCCAGCGCAUUCCAGCCCGCCCUCAGCCCCUUCAUGGACUUCCACUGGCCCGUCCGCAGCCUGUGGCCCGAGACCAGGCCCCUGUUCUUCCAGAUCGAGCAGGAGAUGAUGAGACACAUGCAGGAGAUGAAGAACAACAUGGAAUUUAUGGAUCGCCUCCAUCAGAAGAUCUUCAGCGAGAUCGACCAAGGCCUCACGCCCACCUCGUUCAAGCCCAUCACGUUCCAAAUGGGGAAGGAGGGGGGCAAGUUCGCCGUGACGCUCGAGACCAAAGACUACGGCCCGGAGGAUCUCACCGUCAAGCAGGUGGGCAGGAAACUGCGGGUCAGUGGGAAGACGGAAAAGAAGCAGGACGACGGCAACGGCUCCUACUCCUACAGGUGCCAAGAGUUCAGACAAGAGUUUGAUCUUCCAGAGGGAGUGAAUCCGGAGGCUGUGUCCUGCUCUCUUGCCGAGGGCAAACUACAGAUAACGGCGCCUAGCAAGGCCCUGCCAGAGAGCAAAGAGAGGGUGGUGCCCAUCGAACUACUCACCCCUGCUUUGAAGAACAAAGACACUGAGGCUGUGGCUGAAGCAGAGGCUGCUAAUGCUAAGAACUGAUGGAUGCCAGUCACACAAGAGUGGUCAUGCUGGUGUCAUGCCAAUCAAGAAAUAGGCUGCUUAGAUUCUAAUUAUUUGUGAAUAUUUUGCAGCUAACCACAGUAUUGCCAGAAAGGAAAUGAACUUCAUAUGUGAAUUUGUAAUUCAGUUUUAAAUGGAGAAAAACUUAAUACAACUGCUGCUUUUUGCACUAUGUUUUAAAAUUAAAAAAAUAAAUUAUUUCUAAUUUUGUUAUUUUGUGGGUUUCAUUCCGGAACAUAUGUCAUUCACCUGUAAAAGGUAUAAACACCACAGCAAAUAUGGCCACAGUUAUGUGUUUAUAGUCCCCAUACAUUGAUGUUUGUAAAUCAUUUAAACAUUUUGAUUAUGUUAUUUACAUGCUUUGAGGUGUUACUGUGCUAGCGCUUGUGCUGUUAUUGAGCAGUGAGUUCUCUGUCCUCUUUCUUUCUUUUCCUUUUUUCAAUUGUCUAUUUUAAGGCCAUGGCUGAAAUUCAAUCUCCAUGUGUCUAUUCUUAUGCAUCAUGUGCUCACUCUUUUUAUGUCUGUCUCAAAGUGCCCCCCUUGCCUUCCUCCCAUAAAUUCAUUUCUUUCUUAUGCUUCUUU